UUCCCGAAUUUGCCUACAAAUACUUUCUUGCAAGUCUACGUUGCGUCUGCGUAAAUCAUCAGAACUCUGGGUAGAAUAGGAAAAGAGGGAGAAAACAACUAAAGUAGAUUCAUUAAUUGUUUUGGAAUGUGCGUUAUAAGGAUACAACAAUGAGAGUCCUUCUCCGUGGCUGCAAAGGCCUUCGGCGGUCCUAUCUCGUUGCUCCCAUACUACUCCUUCUCUUGGUCGGUGCUGCCUUGACUGCCCUCCUCCCUUCCAUCGAGGACCGGGGCCAUGUCGGGGCCAUGGGAGCCCUUCGCCAUAGAGCCACCGCCGGCAGCAAUGCCAACGCCAUUCCCGGGCGCCACACGGAAGAGGAGGACGCCACCGCAUUUACCAUAGUCAUACAGACGUAUAACCGCACCGACGUCCUGCUGAAACUGCUCAACCAUUACCAGGCGGUGCCACACCUGCGGCGGGUCAUCAUCGUGUGGAACAACAUUGGGGAGCGGACCCCCCAAGAGCUCUGGGACACCCUGGGGCCCCAUCCCAUCCCCGUGGUGUUCAAAGAGCAGAGCGUCAACCGCAUGCGCAACCGCCUGCAACCAUUUGCUGAGAUCGAUACCGACGCUGUGUUGAUGCUGGAUGAUGACACGUUGGUCAGCGUUCCAGAUAUCAGUUUUGCCUUCUCUGUGUGGAAGCAAUUCCCAGAUCAGAUAGUUGGAUUUGUCCCCCGUAAACACGUUACCACGGUGACAGGGGUCUACAGCUACGGCAGCUUUGAACUCCAGGACCCAGAGAUGGGAGGAGGUGACAGGUACUCCAUGGUCCUGAUCGGCGCCGCCUUCUUCCACAACCGCUACCUGCAGCUCUUCCAGGAGCAGCCGCCCGAAGUGCACGCCCUGGUGGAUGACACGCAGAACUGCGACGACAUCGCCGUGAACUUCGUCGUGGCAGCGGAGCUACGGCGAGGUUCUGGGGCCAUAAAAAGUAGACCCUCUGGCAUCUUUGUGAAGCCCGUGGAUAUGCGCAAUCUGGAGAGGGACGCCAGCAGCGGGUACCUAGGCAUGUGGCACCGUCCCGAACACCUGCUCCAGCGCUCCUACUGCCUGAACCGGCUGGCACAGAUCUACGGCGCAAUGCCCCUGAGGUACUCUAACAUGAUGCUGUGUCAGUUUGGCUUCCCAAGCUAUGCCAACCACAAGGGCAGGGGCUGACUGGCACAGGGAGGCACGGACUGGCAUUGACAGGUGUCGAACACAGCAGGCAUUCAGGAGAGCGAAGGGAUCCCUUAUUAUGACCUCAUCGGGACUAGAUCUCUGAGACGGUGACCUCCAGGACCAAACACUGACAACAUGGCAGAUGGUCCAACAAGCGGGGCCUUACUAAAGAUGGACUCUGUACGCUAAUCCUGUUCUUGACAAUCUGACAGACAAGAUAUCAGUAUUAAACCAGAGGACUUUUGCUGUUGCCAAAAUCAUAGGAUAUUACGUGGCUGUAGAUAGAUAGACUUUAGGUAGUGCAAUGGCUUGUACUGCCAGCUGAUGUCAGCAUUGCAAAAUGCACAUUGUACUGUAACUGUUCAAAAGUCCAAUUGUACUUUUGCCUUACUUUGUGUCAGUACUUGCACUCCCAUGACAGACUUAACUUGUCAGGUAUUCAGAUGUGGAUUUGAUAAAUUAUUAAAUGUGAUGAGAGACACAUACACAGGUGCUCCUCAUACAAUCACAAGACGACUGAGAAUAUUCCUUUGAUUCUGAGAUGCAUAGCAUUGGAAGGUCAAGUGAACAUUUUUUAUUUUUUUAAUCUACUGGUUUAAACAUUAUUAUGACGUCAUGACUAGAAUAAUGGAUGCUUUCUGCUCUUGCUGGGCUCAAACUUUGCAGUGUUAAACGGUACUUACUGGAAUUAUGUGAAUGUUACGCUGCCUUUGUUCUGGUGAGAACUGGUGCUGUUUCUGGCGAUCGCCUCCCUGACAUGACUGUUUCAGGGUGAAUAUCUACAGGACUUGUAAGCAAGUAUCCUCUCUCUUUUACCAUUUCUGUUGCAUUAAAGAGCCUUAAUGCAUUGAAAAAAGGCUGUCCCUUCAAACUGUUUGUCCUUCGAUCAGAUUUCAUAUUAUCUCCCUUAAAAUGGUUUGUCUGCCAAAAUAAUCUACUAUAUUGUGCAUCUCAAACUGAAAAACAAUGUUUCUUUUCUACAUGACAUGUAGACCACUGGAACAUUUAUUCUCUCAUUGAUUUGUUUUUGUUGUUUUGUUUGUGAUUUUGGCUUUGUUUGCAUAUGCUGUUGGUAGAGCUUUGUUGCAAAUCAUUUGUUGCACAGCAUACUAAGCCCAAACAAUUAAAGGUUUUAAUAUGCAUUUUGUAUUUAUUUUUUUAUGUUAUAAAAUAAAAGGGUUUAUGUCA
This is a messenger RNA of Oncorhynchus nerka (sockeye salmon), 2387 nucleotides long. It is a transcript of the gene extl2, whose product is annotated as exostosin-like glycosyltransferase 2. Lineage: Eukaryota; Metazoa; Chordata; Actinopteri; Salmoniformes; Salmonidae. Gene Ontology annotation, cellular component: membrane. The transcript is spliced from 6 exons. The record is from RefSeq and is a predicted model, not a curated record. Bases 150 to 1196 code for a protein of 348 amino acids. Gene Ontology annotation, molecular function: glycosyltransferase activity.